UUGUGAACAGACUCAGGGACCAUAGCGGGCUCCACCGCCUCAGAAGGUUAUGCAGCAGAAGCUGCCACCUCUCUGGGAGCUACGGCAGUGUGUGCAGCCCAAAUGCAUAGAAUGGCCAUAGCCAUCACAGGCAGGACAGAGAGCACAGCGUCUAUUUCUAACACAGACAGCGCUGUGACCGGUAAACUAGAGAGACUAGCGACCGGCAGGCUUGGGAGUUGAGUGUCAAAGGUGAGGGAUGGAGUGCCCUCUAGCAGAGUUCAUGGGAACUCCAGCUGGUGAUCGUAACAGUGUGUGUGUGUGUGUGUGUGUGUGUGUGUGUGUGUGUGUGUGUGUUCACUACUCACUGCUCUCUGUGUGCACUUUGAUGGGUUGAAUUCAGAGGACAAAUUACAAGGAAGGGUUAUCAUACUUGGCUUAUACAUCACUAUCCCUAUCACUGUUUACUUUAAUAAGAGCCAAGUGUCUCAAAAGAAAACUCCAACACAAGUUUACAGACUUGCAGACUGUUUUACACACGUCACUCAAACACAGAACCAGGAAACAGGAAUCCGUUAAAGGAAAGAGAAAGUGAAAGUGUAGUUGAGCUCUUGUGUGUUCGUGUCUGUAUUCAUGAAGUAAAAUGGCUGAAGCCAGAUAUUUUCAGGAUGAGUUCACGUGUCCAGUGUGUCUGGAUCUCCUGAAGGAUCCAGUGACCAUCCAGUGUGGACACAGUUACUGUGAGAACUGUAUUACAGCCCGCUGGGAUCAGGAGGAUCAAAUGAGAGUCUACAGUUGCCCUCAGUGCAGACAGGCCUUCAGUCCAAGACCUGCUUUAGCUAGAAACACCAUGCUGGCUGAAGUGAUGGAGAAACUGAAGAAGAGGAAACGUCCUGAUGACUGUUAUGCUGUAGCUGGAGAUGUGCAGUGUGAUGUCUGUACUGGAAGAAAAUACAAAGCCGCCAAGUCCUGUCUGGUGUGCCUUAAACAACACUAUAAUAAUCACAUAGAACAACACAAAAUUUGGAUUAAAGCAAAGAGACACAAAUUGACUGAAGCCACUGGACGACUGCAGGAGAUGAUCUGCCAGAAACAUGAGAAGCUCCUUGAGAUUUUCUGUUGCACUGACCAGAAAUAUAUAUGUAUGCUGUGUACGAUUAUUGAACAUAAAAACCAUGAUGUUGUAUCAGCUGCAGAACAGAGGACAGAGAAACAGAAGCAGCUGAAGGAGACGCAGAAGACGCUCCAGCAGAGAAUCCAGCAGAGAGACAAAGAUCUCCAGCAGCUGAGAGAGACUGUGGAGUCUCAUAAGCACUCUGCACAGACAGCAGUGGAGGACAGUGAGAGGAUUUUUACUGAGCUCAUCCGCCCCAUUGAGAGAAGCUGCUCUGAGCUGAUACGACUGAACAGAGAUAAGGAAAAGGCUGCAGUGAGUCGAGCUGAAGGACGACUGGAGCGACUGGAGCAGGAGAUCAAUGAUCUGAGGAGGAGAGACGCUGAGCUGGAGCAGCUUUCACACACACAGGAUCACAUCCAGUUCCUGCAGGUAACACAGAUCUAGAAGAACAGGGUCAGAGUGGACUUGAGCAGAUCCUGCUGUGACAGAGACUCACAGAGAAACAUUUCAUGAGUGUGUUAUAACAUAAUCAUCAGUCAGACUCUCACCUGAUCAUCUUCUUUUGAAAGAGACACCUCUUACAAAUGGCUUUCAGCUCUGGAAAUCUCUUAGGAAUCAUUUCUCUGAGCUUUUUAUUCUUGAAGAUAUAUUUAGCUGUCAAACACCACUAGCGCCACCAACAGGGGAAGUCAUGGCCUAAUGGUUAGAGAGUCGGACUCUUAACCCAAAGGUUGUGGGUUAG
Cyprinus carpio (common carp) is the source of this 1838-nucleotide messenger RNA. RefSeq names its product E3 ubiquitin/ISG15 ligase TRIM25-like. The record is from RefSeq and is a predicted model, not a curated record. NCBI's taxonomy places the organism in Eukaryota, Metazoa, Chordata, Actinopteri, Cypriniformes, Cyprinidae. The transcript has 3 exons. Gene Ontology annotation, molecular function: zinc ion binding. Bases 623 to 1540 code for a protein of 305 amino acids.